Messenger RNA from Anthostomella pinea, 648 nucleotides. The record is from the annotation of a GenBank genome assembly. NCBI's taxonomy places the organism in Eukaryota, Fungi, Ascomycota, Sordariomycetes, Xylariales, Xylariaceae.
AUGGGUGACCUUCCGGUCAAGACAUCUCCCGAGGAGGCGCCAUUUCCCUUGACGGAUGUGGACAAGUGGGUGUUGUCUCUGACAGACGAGGACUUUCACUGUCAUGAUUGGGAAGACAUGAAAAAUAUCGUCGCUGAGAACAACCUCUCUGUUCUGAAGCGGAAGCCCUCUGAUUUGCAACGAUACAUGACAUGGACGGCCGAGACCAAGGCCGACUAUGGCUCCAUGACCAACUAUCUCCUAACGCAUCGUUUGCCAAAGACCUGGGGCACACCUCCCUUCACGCCAGCCUCCACCAUUCCAUUUGACGACCCUUCUGAUUUCCGCGUACUGAUCAACGACUGGCCAUACGGCUUGACGUCUGACAUAACCCAUAUCGUCGUGUGGUCCCGAACGAUCAUCGAAACCGACCCGCAAACUGGCGAUAUGACACCGCGUAGCCGUCAAAUUGUCGCCAAUUUCGUGAAGAAGUUCUUCGCUGACAAGCUCGGGCCGCGUGGAGGUGAGAAGGUCCUUUGGUUCAAGAAUUGGGUUGCGUUACAAAGUGUGCGAAGCCUGGAGCACAUCCACCUCAUGGUGAAGGAGGCCGGGGAAAGUGUUAUCAAUGAGUGGACCAAGGAACUGGACUGCCACAGGAUGCAGAAUUGA